Messenger RNA from Cherax quadricarinatus, 2071 nucleotides. The record is from RefSeq and is a predicted model, not a curated record. NCBI's taxonomy places the organism in Eukaryota, Metazoa, Arthropoda, Malacostraca, Decapoda, Parastacidae.
UAAAACUAAACAGUCAAUUUUCUUCAGGCAGAAACGUUAAAAAAGAGACAGUCGGGGAGGCUGACAAGACCUCUGGGAAGGACCUCACAUCGGCGGAGAAACAAGAGAAGUUUUUGAUCAUGAAGAACAUAGUAGUCAUCUCCAUCGCCUUCAGCUUGCUCUUUACCAGCUUUAAUUCAAUGUCUAAUCUCCAGUCAUCCAUUAAUAAGAUAGAUGGAACAGCAUCACUGACUGUUCUUUAUGGUGCUUUCGUCUUCUCCUGCUGCUUCUUGCCGUCGUGGCUGCUGUCGUUGUUAAAGGAGAAGUACACAAUAGCACUCUCCAUGUUCUGCUACUCUUCCUACAUCGCAGCUCAGUUCUACCCAGAGAUCUACACUCUCGUACCUACAGCCGUCAUCCUGGGCUUGGGAGCUGCACCGCUCUGGGCCUCCAGAUCCAUUUACUUAACCAAGGUUGGGCUGAGAUACGCCAGUCUUGUGGGAGAGAACAGUGAUGUUAUCAUAACAAAGUUCUUCGGCAUUUUCUCCAUGUUCUUCCAAUUUAACCACGUGUGGGGUAGUCUCAUUGCUUCCUCAGUGUUGUCUGUGGGUGUAGAGGAAGUCAACCGGACGGAGGCGGAGCUACUGUCCUGUGGGUACAACUUCUGCAUCUCUGAGCCCACCAGAGAGCUCAACAGCAGCGACUCCAGCGGGAGGGAAGGCCCGCCUCUCUGGCAGAUUUACACCUUAGCUUCUAUCUUCCUCCUCUGCUCCCUCCUCUCCUCUGUUGUCGUCAUCAUCUUCGUCGAUCCUAUUAGUUCCUUUAAGGAAGUGGUAGGUGGCGGUGGAGAGGGUAAAAGCAGUUUACAGCUGCUAGUUGCCACCUUCAACCAUCUGCGUCAUCCAUACCAGCUGCUCAUUGUGCCCCUCAGCAUCUGGUCAGGUUUUGAAUACAGUUUUCUCACCGCAGAUUACACUGCAGGUUACGUAUCGUGUGGUCUAGGGGUGCACAUGGUGGGAUACGUGAUCAUGUGUUUUGGUGUGUGUGACGCUCUGUGCUCCAUGGGACUCAGUUCUGUGGUGAAGGUGCUGGGGCGGGUGCCUGUUUUUACCCUGGGCUUCCUCAUCAAAAUGGCCCUCAUCGUGGCACUCGUGUACUGGCGGCCACUCCCGGAUGACGUCGCUUGGUUCUUCGUCAUUGUCGGCUUUUGGGGAGUGAGUGACGCAAUCUGGCAGACGCAGAUCAAUGCACUGUAUGGUGUGAUCUUCCCCGGGCAGUGUGAGGCAGCUUUCAGUAACCAUAACUUGUGGGCGUCUGCCGGCUUCUUCAUCUCCUACGCUUGCAGCACCGCCAUCUGCGUUGAUGUCAAGAUCACCAUUCUCAUCAUCUUCCUCGUGGUAGGCAUGACUGGAUACUACACCAUUGAGAUCAUACAAAAGAUGGGAGGCCCGAAGAAGGACAAGGACGGUAGUGUCAUACCACUCGAUCAACUCAUCGUCAGAGAGUUAUAAGUGAUUCUUAGAUGCUUUUGUUGGUGUCGGUUGUGGCAGUAAAAAUAAGGGAAUUGCGUCUUGCUGACUCUAGUUAGCAUGUACCGAUUAUUCCUCACUCUCACGGAAGAGUGGUUUGCUCAUCCUAUUUAACGUAUACCGAUCAUUCCACACCAUGGGUCAUCCCGCACAUUUAUAUAAUUGUGCCCUGUUCAUCUGAGUUAACGAAUACUGAUCAUUCAUCAACUCAAGACAAGCCACAGGGGGUGGAAAUCUUUAGCUCAAAUACUUUCGCACUUCUCAGUGUGUCAUCAGGAGCUAUACAAUGUUGCAAGGUUGCAACUGAAGGAGUGAGGGGAAGUUUUUCUCUCAGAAUAGCGCAGAUUGGAUCUGUCGCCUCCUCUUGGCUCUCUUAGAAUGUGGCCAGCGGUCAGCAUCACACCCACCACUGCCACCAUCCCCUAUGUAAGAGAGUUUUGAAAAGUCAAGAAUUAUGAAAUUAGAAGGUAUAAUAGUCCGUCCUAAGCUUUUUCUAACCGUUUAGAACAGGUCCUGUGACUUGAGAAAAUACGUUUCUCAGUGGAUAUUAUAUAUAUGGAUUG